This is a messenger RNA of Drosophila sechellia, 1358 nucleotides long. It is a transcript of the gene Or67a, whose product is annotated as Odorant receptor 67a. Gene Ontology annotation, biological process: detection of chemical stimulus involved in sensory perception of smell; sensory perception of smell. The transcript is spliced from 4 exons. Gene Ontology annotation, cellular component: plasma membrane. Gene Ontology annotation, molecular function: odorant binding; olfactory receptor activity. NCBI's taxonomy places the organism in Eukaryota, Metazoa, Arthropoda, Insecta, Diptera, Drosophilidae. The coding region runs from base 69 to 1292 and encodes 407 amino acids. The record is from RefSeq and is a predicted model, not a curated record.
CCUUCCUGUGUCCAUCAGUGUUUAGUCGAUUCAAAUUGAAUAUAAGUGUAAAAAUUCUUUUCUGAAAAAUGGAUAACGUCGCGGAAGUGCCUGAAGAAAAGUAUGUCGAAGUCGAUGAUUUUUUAAAGCUAGCUGUGAAAUUCUAUUAUACUUUGGGCAUUGAUCCCUAUGAAACUGGCCAAAAACAAACUAUUUGGUUUCAAAUAUAUUUUGUGUUGAACGUGAUUAAUAUGGUGUAUACUUUUUUUGCCGAGGUAGCGACUGUGAUAACCCUGUUACGCGAUGAUGAAAAUUUUCUCGAGUGCUGCAUCGUAUUGAGCUAUUUGUCCUUUGUGGUCAUAGGUCUCUCCAAGAUAUUUGCUGUAAUGAAACAAAAGCCAAAAAUGACCGCAUUGGUCAGCCAAUUGAAGACCUGCUUUCCGUCGCCAAGUGCAAAGGAUCAGGAGGAAUAUGCUCCGAAGUCCUGGUUGAAACGCUGCCAUAUGUACACAAAGGGAUUUGGUGUUCUCUACAUGAUCUUGUAUUUCGCCCACGCCCUAAUUCCCUUAUUCGUAUACUUCGUUCAAAGAGCGCUGCUCCAGUAUCCGGAUGCCGAGCAGAUUAUGCCGUUUUACCAACUCGAACCUUGGGAAUUUCGCAAGUCCUGGUUGCUUUAUCCAACCUAUUUUCACCAAUCGUUGGCCGGUUAUACUGCUACAUGUGGAUCCAUUGCCGGUGACCUCAUGAUCUUCGCUGUGGUCCUGCAGGUCAUCAUGCACUACGAACGACUGGCCAAGGUUCUCAGGGAAUUUAAGAUUCAAGCCCUUAACGAGCCCAAUGGACUUAAUGAGGAUCUGAAGAAGUUGCAGUCCCUAGUCGCCAAUCACAUAGAUAUACUUCGGCUCACCGAUGUGAUGAAUGAGGUGUUUGGUAUUCCCUUGUUGCUAAACUUUAUUGUCUCUGCGCUGCUCGUCUGCCUGGUGGGAUUUCAAUUAACCGUCGAUUUCAAUCCCGAGUAUUUUUGCAAGCAGGUGCUGCUCCUGACUUCUGUACUGUUUGAGGUCUAUCUCCUCUGCUCAUUUAGCCAGAUGUUAAUAGAUGCUAGCGAAAACGUUGGCCAUGCGGCAUACGAUAUGGACUGGUUAGGAUCCGACAAACGAUUCAAGAAAAUUUUAAUCUAUAUAUCAAUGCGAGCCCAGAAGCCAGUGUGCCUUAAAGCCACAAUUUUCUUGGACUUAUCCCUUUCCACUAUGAGCAUCUUUCUUGGCAUGACGUAUAAGUUCUUUGGCGCUUUAAGGACUAUGUAUCAAUAAAUGCUGCUAUGUAUUACUAAGCAUAUACAAAAUAUGUAAACACGUUAUAUUAAAAAGUAGAAUGAA